Lutzomyia longipalpis is the source of this 2805-nucleotide messenger RNA. It is a transcript of the gene Tmem214, whose product is annotated as transmembrane protein 214. The transcript has 9 exons. Gene Ontology annotation, cellular component: endoplasmic reticulum; Golgi apparatus. The coding region runs from base 172 to 2148 and encodes 658 amino acids. The record is from RefSeq and is a predicted model, not a curated record. Lineage: Eukaryota; Metazoa; Arthropoda; Insecta; Diptera; Psychodidae.
UGAACAUUGACGGUGUUUGCUGAUUUACUUGACCAUGUACAAUUUUUUUACCGGUCUGUGAUUUUUACGGCCAGAGCUUUCUCUCUUUUGAUUUUCGUGAUUAUAUUGGAAUUUCUUUAAGUCUUUUCUUUUUGUUGCUUUUUUGACUUUGUUCAUUGUGUGCUGUGAAAAAUGUCGCUGCAAUGGGAAGUUGUUGGGAAGUCCAAGAAAAAUCAGGGAAAGUCCAAAAAUAUCCCUGGAAAUGAUCUCAAUGGUGAGACGACGACGACUAAAACUCCCAUUGUGCGGAAGAUUGAUGAAAGUGGCAAGAAGGGGAAUCGGAAGGAUAACAAGGAGAACCGAAAGGCCCCGCAGGAGUCAGCGAAGAAGCCCAAAAGUGAGGCAAAAGUAGCGGCAAAUCCGGAGAAAGGGAAGAAACCCGUUAAGAAGAAAUUUAAGAAUUUGGAAGCUGCCCUCCAGGAGCUCUCAGUGGAUGACCUCAAGUCCCACGUGGAGGUCUUUAAGGCCAACUUCAAGAAUAGCAACAUUGCGUGGCUCAAAGCAAUACUCUCAUACCUCAAUGAGGCUCUUAUUGUUGACGUGGACGCUGUUUUCCUGUGCAAACCCAUCCUGUAUCCCGCCAGUGCCCUCCCAGCCACCCUCAAGAAGCUCAUUCACGAUGAAUUGGAUGCUGCGGGUGCUUCGAAUGUUCAAUACUUCUUCGAUCAAUGCCUCACGUCGCUUGCGGUGGAUCUCAACAAGAACCUCCCAGUGGUUGGGACGCGUAUUAUGCUCCAGCUGAUUGCCCUUCGCUUCCCCAUUGUGUGUCAGAGCAAUUUUGCCAAGAAUGCCGUUCUGCACAAUUCCUACCUCAAUCAGAGCUCAAUCGGAUUGAGUUUGCUCUGGGCUCUGGGGCAGGGUGGCUACCAGGAUUGUCAGGUUGGCAUAAAUGUCUGGCAAAACAUGAUGGUGCCUGUGAUUGAGAUGAAGCACUACUGCAAGUAUGCAGUGGAGUACAUUUUCUACAUUCUACAGAAAGCUCCGUCAAAUACCUCCCUCAAAUUGACCCUCCAGGAGUAUCUAAACCUCAUGGAUACCCUCAUGCAGACGCGGAACAAUAUUCCCCACAACAUACGGAAUCUUCUACCAGAGAGUGCCUUCAUGAUCUCUAAACUCUACAUUGAGAGCACGAAGAAUGUGUCAAAUAUCUUUUUGACCCUCUUCAAGAAUCUCUCAACUGACUCCCCCAAUGUCUACCUCUUUACCCUCGUCCAGUGCCUCAAGACUGAGCCAAAUUGCGUCAAAUUGUGGGAGUUGAAUUACAAAAAACUCCAUCAACAGCAUCAAAUCCUUCUCAACUAUAUUCGCGACUCUAAACACGGGACCAGUUUGAAAGGGAAUAAACCCAUAAAUGACUUCCUGCGGACAAUUGAUCCGAAUUUAGUGAGAGAAGAGGUGAAUCACGUAAAGAAUCGGCAUCAAGGAGAAUUGAAGGCUAAGCAACAGAAUACUCAAGAAAAAACAACGAGCAAACGGGCGGAAAAAUCCAGCAAAUCCUCAUCAAUCUGCCCGUGGAUUUUGGGUGUUUUCGUACUUCUAGGGGCGAUAGGUGGGAUCAUUGCGUACGAUGUUCACGUUCACGGCGGUCAGUUUGAAGCUUCCUCAACGGGGAAAUUCCUCAAAGACACAGGAGCACUACCCUAUGUGGAAACAGUGUGGUUCACAAGUCUCUCCUACACUGCACGUGGCUACCAAUGGGCUGAGGUGAACGUUCCCAUUUUCUACGGGAAAGCCCGCACAGCAUUGACGCCGUACUGUGAAUUUGGCUGCGAAUUGGCCACAGUUGUGUGGAAUAAGGUGAAGCAGGGCUUCAGCAGUGGGUGCUCCUUUGUGCAGGAAAAAUCCCCAGUUGUGGGGAAUUUUGUCGAUCAAUACAUUCCGGGGCUGUCGCAGCGUGUUGGGGAUGCUACACGUGCCACAUGGGGCACCAUUUCACGACUCUCCGUUGAUUAUUACCAUUUUGGGUGUGAAUUCUUCAGAACAAAGGUCUUUGUGGGUUCCCUAUCACCGGAAAACCUCAGCAAAGCCUUCAAUGAGACCCAAGUGGUUGCUGCCCGUUACUACAGUUGGUUCCACGAUAAAGUCGAUGCUUAUGCCAAGAUUAAGUGAAAUGGAUGCGAACUAACUCACACACCGUGUCCCCUCUAGCGUGUGAUCAUCUUCAGGAACAUUCGCGCAACAUCAUCAAACAACAAAAUUUAUUAUAAAACAACAUCAAAAAAUUCCAUUGAUGGAUUUUUUUUCAUCUUUUCCACGGAGGAUUUUCACCAAAAAGAAAAAGAGAGAAAAAAUAUCCUUCCGGACAUUCCAAUUUUGGACAAGAAAUUUCUUUUCUUUUUUUUUUACAAAUCAACAAACAAGGAAAUCUAGGAAAAAAGUUCUAGAAUCAAAUUUAUAUAAAAAAAAAAGUAGCAAAAAAUGCCCUCUAAACUAAUUUUCUUUUGUACCAACAUUUAAAAAUUAAUUUCUUUUUGUACACUCUGUAGAAAUUUUCUUUCAUUUUCAUAGUUUUUUUUUUGAUUACUGAUCCAUUCAGCGGUGUGGGGUCCUUUUCUCACGUUGGAAAAGGAGGUGCAAACCCCAACAGCCGCAUCGGAUGGCAUUUGCGUGUGAUUGAUGAGAGAAAGUGAGAAUUUUUUGGUAAAUGAUUGUGAGACAUAGAGCCAUAAAGUAGAUGUAUAAUUUUUUUGUUUCUUUUUGGGGGAAGAUGUAGUUUUUGUGUCUAAAUGAGAGAGAAUAAAGUCAACUUACUUUCAUUCCGAAAAA